Molecule: messenger RNA, 1266 nt
Organism: Amphimedon queenslandica
Lineage: Eukaryota; Metazoa; Porifera; Demospongiae; Haplosclerida; Niphatidae
Product: moesin/ezrin/radixin homolog 1-like
Exons: 8
Source: RefSeq, a predicted model, not a curated record
UGUAUCACUGAUUGAUUGUAUUUGUGGUUCCUCCAGGUUAUGCAGUUCAAGCCACCAGAAGAUGUUGAUUUGAAUCAGCUCUUACUGUCAGACGAGGAAGCUGUCCAUAAAGCUCUGCACAAACUAGCAGAAUCUGUCAGGGUAAGACAUCUUCCACUUUUCCCUCCAUUUGAAGAUUAUGACAAAGUUCACAGAGGAAAUGUGACCACAGGGCAAUUUAAGCGUGUCUUGGAUGAUUUGAGUCUGAUGCCUCACCUAAGCCAGUUUGAGUUGAACCUGAUUUGUCUCAAGUUUGGUGUCAUAAUAGGAGGAAGACAUGACAUCAAUUAUAAUGCUUUCUGUCUCCUUGUUGAAGACUAUGCUCAGACCAAGUGGAAUGAGCAAUAGAACAUCUUGUGUUGUGUACAUGUACAUGUAAUGUAUUCUAUAGUUGACAAUAUUAUACGCACGUGAAUACACGUGGGUAGAUUGCUGACCACGCCUAUAAGGUUGGUAUAAGACAACCCAUUCUUCCAUUCUCCAUUUUGGCUGCUCGCAGUCCUCGACUAUUGCUUAUACUCGUUCCUGGUCUUGCUGUGUGUUAGGGAUAGUUCUCCUCCUUUUCAUACUACCCAGUUAGUGAAGCUAAAGUUGUGAGCAACUCGACAGACAGCCACUAAAUGGAGCCAGAAAACAAAGACAAAUCAAUGAAGGAAUAUGAGGAAGAAAUAGAACAACUAAAGACGUUGAAUGAAACGUUACAAACUCAUGUUGAUUUAAAAGAAGUACAGAGUGCAGUUUACAAACAAGACUUUGAAGCUGAAAGGAAUGACAGGCAAAGAAUACAUGAAGAAUGUGAAACUCUUAAAACAAGAAUGGAGGAAUUAUUGGCACAGCAUGAAGCUGAUAAACAAAUAAUAAAGACUCAAGAUGAAGAAAUAAAAGUUUUAAAAAGACAGCUUGAUGCUUCCAUUAGUCAGAAUCAAGAAGAUAAAAUGCAAGCACUAAGAGACGAAAAAGAAAGUCUUCUGAAGGCUUACGAUCAAGAAAGAACAAGAGCUAAUAGACUAGAGGAACAAAUUGAACUAAUGAAAGAAGCCAAUAAUAUACAAACUCGCUCAAGGAGAAGCUAUUCUUAUUCCUCGUCUCAUCAUUACGAUUCCUUUCCAUCUGACUCUGAUUCUUUUUCUCCUCCUCCAUUUGCCCAUCAAUCAGUCGGUGAUUCUUCAUAUUUUCCUUUUAAUCUGACCCCCUCACCCUCUCCUCACAUCAGUAAAGAAGAAAUAA